UUGGCACGUGGUGUCAACUCCCAUGCGCUAAAACAAAAGUGUUUUGUUUUACACAGAGAUAGCCGUUUUAGGGUUUUUGAUCAGGUGAUAAGGGUUUUGGCUGUGUUCGAUCGGAUGGCGAAGAAGAGGAGCAGGCAACUGAAUCCGCAGCCAUUCCUCGCAGACGACGAUGCCUCCGUGGCAUCGAAGAAGCGGUCGAAAGCGCCCAAGCAGCACCAGGCGGAGGAGAAGCUGAUAUCGUCGGGCAUGAGCUCCAAGAUACUGAAAGAAGCCUUGACUCAACAGAGAGAGAUUCAAGACGAGGCGGAGGGGCGAGACCCUAACGACAGCAACUCAUUGGUUUUCGCUCAAGGAUUCACUGAGGCCGAGGAAGUACAAGAUGACAUCGAUGAGUUUACUGGGUUCUCUGAAACUCAGAGCCAAUUUGGCGCCUAUGAUGAGAUUGAUGAAGAGGAUGAGAGAGUAUUGGAGGCAUUCUUAAGAAAGGAUGCGGGUCCCCAGUGUACUCUUGCCGAUAUCAUUGUUGAAAAAAUUAAACAGAAAGAUGCAAAGGCUGCUUCAGAAAUGCGACCGUUGCCUAAAUUGGAUAGCUCCAUCAUCGAUUUAUACAAGGGAGUUGGCAAGCUUCUUCGUAGUUACACAGCAGGCAAAAUACCCAAAGCAUUCAAACACAUCCCUUCAAUGCAACUUUGGGAGGACGUCCUAUAUCUGACUGAGCCUGAGAACUGGUCACCAAAUGCUCUGUAUCAAUCCACAAGAAUUUUUGCUUCUAAUUUGGGUGCAAAGAAGGCAGAACGCUUCUACAGACUAGUUUUACUCCCACGGGUGAGAGAAGAUAUUCGGAAGAAUCAGCGGCUUCAUUUUGCUUUAUAUCAAGCAUUGAAGAAGUCACUCUACAAACCUGCCGCAUUCUUCAAAGGAAUAUUGUUCCCUCUAUGUGAGUCAAGGACUUGCAAUCUUAGGGAAGCUGUCAUCAUUGGGAGCAUUAUACAGAAGGUCUCCAUUCCUCCACUUCAUUCAAGGUGA
Molecule: messenger RNA, 1026 nt
Organism: Corylus avellana
Lineage: Eukaryota; Viridiplantae; Streptophyta; Magnoliopsida; Fagales; Betulaceae
Source: RefSeq, a predicted model, not a curated record